Drosophila teissieri is the source of this 1720-nucleotide messenger RNA. RefSeq lists its product as uncharacterized. The coding region runs from base 396 to 1712 and encodes 438 amino acids. The record is from RefSeq and is a predicted model, not a curated record. NCBI's taxonomy places the organism in Eukaryota, Metazoa, Arthropoda, Insecta, Diptera, Drosophilidae. The transcript is spliced from 5 exons.
UCAACACUUGUCAGAAUUGUGGGAACUACAUUUCGAGCAAAUAGAAAAUCGGCAAGCUAUUAAUAUUUAAAAGUGCCCAUAAAUAAAUGAAUAUCUUUAACAUUAGGGGUCAGUUGGGUAUGGGCAGUUCAAAAUUCGUAUUGGAAGCGCGUUAGGGCACGCAAUGCACGAAGGGGAGGAAAAGCACGAACAGGAUUCGGCGUGAGAAGAAGAAGAGUGGGCACGUAGCAGUGCGAAAAGAAACACAUGUUCGCGCAAAAUCGAUGAAUGAAAUUUAAAGGGAAACCGAAAACUGAAUAGAGCAGUGCGCGUUUAGCAAUAUAUUAACACACAUUGUCCGCAAAGAAUUGAGAGUAAGGCUUCCUGUAAAAGCCUCCGCAGGACUCCUUGCAAACAUGGGUAUUACGGAGACAGCAGCAACAACAACUACCGGACUGGGAGCGGCAAACGCAAUGGAGAGCAAACAAAUCCUCUCGCUCGAGGUGUUCCAGGACAUCUUCAAGCACGUGGAACCGGAAGUGCAGAUCGAUGCCUUCGAGCUGGCCCAGGGCUCCGACCGGGGCGACAACUAUACGGCCGCCCUGUAUCGCAUAAAGCUAACCGGAAAGCGGAGGAGCCUCAAAUGGGAACAGAACAUCAUCUGCAAGGUGAUGCCGGAAAGUCUAGUCGCCCGUGAGGCCUACAAGAGCGACAAGCUCUUUCGCAAUGAGGUGCAGUUCUACAACACCAUCAUGCCUGAACUGCUCAAGUUCCAGGCCAGCAAAACGAACCAGGACACUCCCGUGUUCAAUGCCAUUCCAAAGUGCUAUUCAGCCAGGCAUGAUCUGCUCAUAAUGGAGGAUCUUCGCGAACGUGGCUUCCAGAUGUCCGACCGCCACAAAGGCCUCAGUCUGGAGGAGACGCAGUCCGUCCUGCUGCAGGUGGCACAGCUGCACGGCCUUAGCCUAGCCUACAAGUUCGAGAAACCGCUGGAGUUCACCAAGCUGUGCAGCAUGAUCAGCGAGGGUAUCUUCUGCACGGCCAAUACGAGUUGGUAUCGAAACUACUACGAGCGCCUUACCAAGAACGCCAUUCAGAUGGUUUCCGAGGUGCUGCCUUCUGACUCCAAGUACGUCCUGGCCAUGAACAAAUUUGCGGAAAGCUCCUCUUUCUUCGGCCGGAUGGUGAAGUUGGCCAGUGCCGAGUCGCCGUUAUCCGCCAUUUGCCACGGAGACUGUUGGGUGAACAACUUUCUGUACCACUAUGAUCCGGAGGAUCCGCAGCGGGUGCUCGAGGUGGCCCUUCUCGACUUUCAGCUGAUACGCUACAGCUCCAUCGCCCUGGACAUUGCCAAUCUGCUAUACUGCUGCACCACCAAGGAAAUGCGGGAUGCUCAGCUGCAGACUUUGCUCAAGAUCUACACGGAAGAGCUGUUUCGAUGGCUGCAAAUCCUGUGCACAACUUUGCCGGAUCACUGCGACACGUUACAGAAGCUACAGGACCUUUUCGCCGAGGAGCUGAAGACAUACGGCCGCUUUGCUCUUGGCCUGGCAUUGGAUAUCCUGCCAAUAAGCACCUGCUCUUCGGAGGAUGCGCCCGAUAUGUACUUAGAUCGAAGCGAUGAACUCGAGGAGGAUGUGGGCGCGCCCACGCUCAACUUUCCACCCAACGACCUGUGCCGCCAGAAGAUGUCGGAGAUAGUCAUAGAUAUGGUGGAUCGGGACAUGCUCUAGACCACCCU